This is a messenger RNA of Paraglomus occultum, 3714 nucleotides long. The record is from the annotation of a GenBank genome assembly. Lineage: Eukaryota; Fungi; Glomeromycota; Glomeromycetes; Paraglomerales; Paraglomeraceae.
GUAUCGAGUUCAAAGAUCGAUCAGUUAGGAGGUUUUAAGCAAAGUAUGGCUUCUCCUUCACGCAAUGGCGCUACAUUUAUGUCGACCAAAGAGGAAUUCCAACCGCCCGAUCAGAAGGAUUCCGUGCCUUCGAAAACGACUUUCUAUUCGCAAUUGUCAAUUCGCGUAGCACAGCCAGUGGGUAGCAUGUCCAUAUCGCCGUCUAAUAGAGAUGUUGCGUUAGCAGCGAGAAAAGGACUUUUCAUCAUAGACCUUGAAAAUCCUUGGUCGCCUCCUCGUGUCCUUUAUCAUUUUACAAAUUGGGAGGUGGCUGAUAUCCAGUGGAACCCGCAUUCGGCUAGGGAUAAAUGGGUUGCGUCUACUUCGAAUCAAAAGGCAUUUAUCUGGAACCUUGAAAGACCAGAGCACAACACAAUUCAUAUCGUACUUCACGGCCAUACAAGAGCUAUUAGCGAUGUAAAUUGGAGUCCCUUUGAUCCUGAUAAAAUCGCUACGUGUUCCGUCGAUGCGUUUAUCAAUCUUUGGGACUUGAGGACACCUACCAAACCCAGUUCUUCCUUUUGUGCAUGGACAGCUGGCGCGACGCAAGUUAAAUUUAAUAGGAAAAAUAAAUACUUACUAGCAUCUGCUCAUGAUCGAGAUCUAAAAAUCUGGGAUAUUAGGAUGGGGUCUCUUCCAAUAACAUCAAUAAGAGCUCAUACGGCAAAAAUUUAUGGUAUAGACUGGAGUCGACACGAUGACAGUAAUAUCAUUACUUGUAGCUUGGACAAGUCAGUCAAAUAUUGGAAUAUACAUGAACCAGGAAAAUGUCAAGGUCAAAUUCUAACGAAUUCACCAGUUUGGAGAGCUCGACAUACACCAGUUGGCCACGGUAUUCUGACAAUGCCUCAACGUCUAGAAACAACAUUGUAUUUAUGGAACCGUGAGAAACCCGAAAAACCGGUACAUUCCUUUCAAGGUCAUAAAGAUGUUGUCAAAGAAUUUGUCUGGAGAAUGAAAGGAGGUGGCGAUUCGAAUGUGGAUGAUCGAGAAUUCCAACUAGUAACCUGGUCAAAGGAUCAACAUCUACGUCUCUGGCCUAUUAAAGAUGAACAUUUGCAGAGCAUCGGACAUAAAAGAGGUCAGCGUCGCAGGAUCACAGACAAGUUUACUCGAACCGGUCAUUCGACGCAUACCUAUCGUGACUCUCCCCGCAGAAAGCUUUUUACCUCUUCACAAACUUCCGCAUUAACUGUCCCGACAUUGAAAGUAAUGCCUGGAAACAGAAUGUCCAGCAUUACGAGUUAUAUGGGUCCCCCAUCGACCGAAAUAUAUCGGAGAUUAAAAAUAUCUCCAUUGUCAUGGAUGCAAGGUGUGAAGAUUAUCAAACAACGGGGAGAAGAGGCUGGAAGUGCCGGGACUGCACCACGUAAUUGGCUGGAUGAACUAGGUCAAGUCUCGAAAAAAUUUCCUCAAGUGGUAUUUAAUCCGUUGAUAAUACCCGAUAGACGGUGUACAAUAAGCCUUCAUUCCCAUGGCCCAUGGGCAGACGAUGGAGUUGCAUUUCUUCAAAUUAACGUAUAUUUUCCAGAAGAAUAUCCUGAGCGGGGUGUUCCCGAUUUUGAGAUUCAGAAGACUGGCAUGAUUUCAAUGAUGAGCCGUAGUCAAAUAUUACGGCUUCUAGACUUUAUCGCUAACAAGUGCGCCUCACAAAAACGUCCAUGCCUUGAAGCUUGCAUCCGAUAUCUUCUUGGUGAAGAAAGCGGAGAGAAAUAUGGAAGAAGUGAUAUGGAUUUGUCAAGACGGCCACCACAUGGUAGGAAUUGGAGUAGUCUGCAAGAUGCUGGUGAACGCGAUGACCAUAAUGUACCAUUUCCAAAUUUAUGUGGGGCAAGAUUUUCGGGAAACGGCCAGCUUAUUUGUUUCUUUUCGUGUUAUCGUGCACGGGAUUCAUCAAAUACGAAUCCUAAAAGCGCACGAUACACGUACACACAUCCCCCCACAUAUGAGUAUUUUGAUCAAUAUAAAGUUAUUUCGCAAUUACCCCGUCGUUUCGCUCAUCUUGGAGACGAUGACAAUCCGAGCAGUGAUGGGCCAGAUGACGAAAACGAGUCAUUAAAUCUCUUCAUGUAUCCAAGCAUACGUAAGCAAGAUACUGUUGGAACUGGUGCAUUGUACCAGCCAGCAACGAAACUCAAUCGAACGGGUUACACGGUAUAUCUUCAUGACUUAUCAGAUUGGAUACCAGUUAGCAAGAAAUUAGCCAUAGAAUACACGUUACUCGGGGAUGACCCAAUCCAUAUAUGCAACCAUAAUGCUCGUGUGGCAGCCAAACAUAAUCGUUCGGAUCUCGAAGAAAUUUGGUUACUAGCGGCACUCAUUCUUGACGAUCAAGUCCCAUGCGAUAAGAGACGCGGCUUUGUUGGCAGCGGUAUACAACAGAAUGUUCCAAGAUCAGCGACGAAGAGACGAGAUAGUGGCACCGCAGUAGAGCCACCAUUUAUAGAUGAUAACGGAUCGUUUAUGCCUUUUAGGAUACAAUGGGGAUAUCAUCCAUUUGGUGCAGACCUUGUUAAAAAGAUAUUUCAACAUUUCGCAACAAUUGGCGAUGUCCAAACACUUGCGAUGUUAUCUUGCGUAUUCCGUGAACCAGAAAAAAAAACGGUCGAAGCCGAUGAUAUGUCAACACCAGACUCUUUUGGUAGCGCCCCUUUAAAUCAAAGUUCCGAUUACUUUAAUUACCAACGCAAUCCUGAAAGACUUUCGUUAUCUACCUCACAUCGCACAAACGUCUCUUCGAUGAUGAAUCAUUCUUUCGUAUCCCAUUUUAGUGAUACGUACUCGUCUCGUGGAUCAUGGCAUGGCUAUUAUCCUAAUGAUUACGCUCUAAACUUUCUGUCUGCAACCCCUACAACGUUUGCUUCUAAUGGAUUCAGUCUAGGUGAAAGUACAGUGCAUGGAAUAAACAUGCCCAUACCUGACUCAUCAUAUCAUAAAAAGACUAUUCCUGGUAGCAUGAUGUCAUACCCAUCAAGUGGUAGUACAGCAGAUUCGCUUCCGAGAGGAAGUAGUCCGGCGGGAUUCGCAUCGAAGUCAGAAAACGAGCAUAUGAAUUCUGACAGGGGAGACUUUAGUAUUUCUGAGAACAAGAAGGAUUUUGAAGAUGAAACAUGGCCAACUCAUUUACCAUUACUAGAAACAGAUGCUCAAGCCGCAAUCACUUAUGAUCAAUACCGGCUUGCCUAUGCUAAAUUGCUAUAUAUGUGGGGACUAUUGGAAGCUCGUGCUGAAUUAUUGAAGUUUAUGGAUCUUGUGAAAUCAAAGACUAUAUUUGGCGGGUUGGUUGUUGAUAAGGAAAAUUUGCGAACUGUCCACAGUGUUUGCCAAACAUGUGGUAGUGCAACGGUAAACACCUCCACAAGAGGUCGUCUUAAAUUAAGGUGCACGAACGAGUCUUGUGAGACGAAUAAGAAGAACGCGAGGAAGGAGUCUGGUAUAAAAUGUUCAAUAUGUCGUUGUUUGACCAAAGGAUUAGUUAGCUUCUGUAUCAAGUGUAAUCAUGGUGGUCAUGCAAUGCAUAUGCGUGAUUGGUUUGCAAAUAACAAUGUCAAGUGUCCUAGUGGAUGUGGAUGCUCAUGUAUAUUGACACACCUGUUGGGUGAAGAAACUGGAUAUUUCACCUUUCUUCAGAAGAGUAUUUAUAUUGCCUCGACAGUAGAGAAAUACACGAGUUGA